GAGACGGUCAGACGACGAUGCCGAUUGCGCUGCCGAUUCAAAGCAAAGAGGCUUUGGAUAAUAAUUUUCGUCAGAGGUCGAAAUGUAUGAAACGAGUGAAGAAAUACGAGGGAUUCGAUACCACUGACGCGAGAUAUGGUCCUGAACUUCAAAAAUCCAUCUGUGAUGAAAGGUGGUCACCAUGUUGUACCUUAGUCCGCCUUUAUGCUAGGAUGGGCCUUCAUCGUUACAAUUUGCUUCAGGGUAAGAAUUUACAGCUCAAUCGCGUAAAGAAAUACAAUAUGAGUACGCAUUCUGCUGCUUGCAAUUACUACAUUACUUUGGUUGCUAUGGAUCCUGCUCGCAGCAAACUUUUAAAUUUCCAGACUAAAGUUGGUGAAGAACGGUUUGGCAAGUUUAUUUUGACGUCCGAUAUUGCUAGACCUCGAGGGGAAAACACUGAGGAUGGAUCGUUGAUAACUGAACACUAUUUCUACGUCAAAGGUAGCUUGCCUACGUGCCCCCCGGAGGAUCUUUUCCAAAAUAGUAACCGGUUUUACGUGGUGGAGGAAUCAGAGCUGCAAGUCAAUGACUGGAUUCGUCUCUAUUUGGAACUUGCAGUUGCCACAACUCAUAGGAGCACUGGUAGAAAUCAUGAUCUAUCCGGCUUGAAGAUUAUGAAAGUGGCCAUAGAUACUUGUGAAGAUGUACCUAAUGAGGCAUCACAAAAUGCCAUUAAUGCGAUUGUCUACAUAAGGUACAAGGACUUUUGUGAGUCUCGGGUUGGUAAGGAUGUUGAUCGCAUAGCUAUUGUUAAACGAAGCUUCAAUGAGCGUAAUGGAUGCUUCAUUCUCGAGGGUCAGAAUGAGGUUAUCAAAUCCUAGGUGGCCCAUGGCAUUCAAAAGCUGUAGCUUUGGCUUGGCUCGUCCUCUGCACAAGAAAAUAUGGAUCUUAUAAAUAAACUAUUAAUGGUCAAAUAAGUUACUUUUUUCCGUUUGGAUUGUUAAGGUAACUUCCGUGGUGGGGUGUCUUGUUUUCGAAAUCUCCCUCUCCUUGUAUAAUUUAACAUAGGGAAAACCCCGCUUUAUUUGAUAUUUGCAAGAAAAACUACUUGAACUUUGCAUAAAUUUCCAUUCC
Arabidopsis lyrata subsp. lyrata is the source of this 1116-nucleotide messenger RNA. Its product is annotated as UPF0725 protein At3g57210. NCBI's taxonomy places the organism in Eukaryota, Viridiplantae, Streptophyta, Magnoliopsida, Brassicales, Brassicaceae. The record is from RefSeq and is a predicted model, not a curated record.